CGACUGGUAUAAUACCCGGGCCUGGUAUCGCGAUGGCUCUGCAAUUCACCUCUAGACUUUCACUUGUCCAACCUCGCGCUACUGCAGUGCCAUCCGGAAAUAUGGCCGCGACUGAACUCUCUGCCUCCGACCUGCAGUCGAUACUCGACUUUACCACCAAGCUCGCGCGAACCGCAGGAGACGUGAUCCUGCAGGGCUCGCAAGCCAUUCGAUCCUCAGGGAAUGUAGAUGAGAAGAAGAACUCGGUUGACCUUGUGACGGAGUUCGACGUGAAGGUUGAAGAGCUGGUGAAGAGGGAGCUUGGAAGCAAGUACCCGAGCUUCAAGUUUAUAGGAGAGGAGUCCUACGCUGCAGGCUCUAGGCCUCCUUUAUCGGAUGAGCCGACGUUCUGCGUUGAUCCCAUUGACGGAACGACAAACUUUGUGCACGGGUUCCCGCAUGUCUGCAUUUCCCUCGGUCUCAUUUACAAGAAGACAUCCGUCCUUGGUGUCAUCUACAACCCGUUCCUAGAGCAGUUGUACACUGCCAUCAGAGGACAAGGGGCCUACCUGACACAGGGCAGUCGCGCGCCCGCGAAGCUCCCGCUUGCAGUCCCUCGCCCAUUGCCAUCGCUCUCGCAGGCCCUCAUUGGCAUUGAAUGGGGCUCGGAUCGCUCGAAUGAUAUAAUCCGCGCCAAAGGCGACUCCUUCAAGAGGCUUGCGGGGAACCCCAAGGAAGGCGUCGCGGGUGGGCGGAUGGCGCAUUCACUGCGCUCUCUCGGCAGCGCAGCGCUCAACUUCUCCAUGGUUGCCCAAGGCGGCAUGGAUAUCUACUGGGAGGUCGGAUGCUGGCCCUGGGACAUAUGUGCUGGAUCUGUGAUAGCUCAAGAGGCAGGCUGCUUCCUCGCUGGCGCACACGGCACCCCUCUGGACAACGUGGUGUCCGAGGCUUGGCUCAGUGGAAGGAAGCAUUUCGUCCUCCGGGCAAUCGGUGACACAGAGACGGAGAAAGGUGCCGAUGCACAGAAGCGACUCGCGAAAGAGUUCUAUGAGACUGUUGAGGAUGUGGAAGCACAUUAAAUCUGUAGCUAUACCGGAAGAUAGGUUGUAAGAUAGUCGUCGACCGCAAGAAUAUCACAUCACCGCUAAGCCUGUCUGCUGGAUCCACCUUACACCUACCCCGAGCAAAUCCUCGACUUAUUUUCGUCGCAAUGUAUGCUGCGGCCUGCCCGGUGCAGGUCCUUGUCCCUCAGAUAGCCUGCUA
Molecule: messenger RNA, 1242 nt
Organism: Fomitopsis serialis
Lineage: Eukaryota; Fungi; Basidiomycota; Agaricomycetes; Polyporales; Fomitopsidaceae
Exons: 7
Coding region: 102-1058 (318 amino acids)
Biological process (GO): signal transduction; inositol metabolic process
Molecular function (GO): inositol monophosphate 1-phosphatase activity
Source: RefSeq, a predicted model, not a curated record